AUGGCGGAGCCCGGCCGACCCCAGCGGAAAAUGUCCCGGGCUGGGGAGAGUUUGAAGCUGGCCCUGAAGUACCACCCAGACAAGAACCCUGAGAUCAACAAUGCCAACGCCACGCUGAGCGACGAGAACAAGCGGCGGAUCUAUGACGAGUCUGGCUCCAUGGGGCUCUACGUGGCGGAGCAGUUCGGCGAGGAGAGCGUCAAGUACUACUUCCUCAUGUCCAAGUGGUGGUUCAAGGCGUUGGCCGUGUGCUGUGGCCUCUUCACCUGCUGCUGCUGCUGUUGCUGCUGCUGCUUCUGUUGUGGGAAGUGCCGCCCGCCCGAGGAGGAGGACGCCUAUAAGUACGUCAACCCCGAGGACCUGGAGGCGCAGAUCCAAGCUGAGGCUGAAGGUGAGGAGGAGGAGGAGGAGUUGUGCUGCACUGGGCUG
Pelodiscus sinensis (Chinese soft-shelled turtle) is the source of this 429-nucleotide messenger RNA. The record is from RefSeq and is a predicted model, not a curated record. Lineage: Eukaryota; Metazoa; Chordata; Testudines; Trionychidae.